AUGUACGACCAUAUCGUCGCCCUUCUUCCAUGUGUCCGCAGCUUCGAUCCCAACGCCGUGCUAUACGAAUCAGCCACGGUCCGCAGGCGUGGCGAGUCCACGGCCAUGUGCUACAUGUGCCUGGCGGAGCGCCUCGAGGACCUGUACGAGGAGACGGAAACCCCGCAGCCCGACGCCUGGCUAGAACUCGCACUGUACCGCAAGAAUGGUAGGCGGCACGUCAUGAUCAUCACCAUGGCCGGAUUCGUGGUAGCGCUGCUGCCAGGUGUUGGGUCGUUGGUCACCGGCAUCUUUCAGGCGGUGGUGGCGUAUUUGGCUCGGAAGCAUCCAUAG
Messenger RNA from Akanthomyces muscarius, 333 nucleotides. RefSeq lists its product as uncharacterized. The record is from RefSeq and is a predicted model, not a curated record. The transcript is spliced from 2 exons. Bases 1 to 333 code for a protein of 110 amino acids. Lineage: Eukaryota; Fungi; Ascomycota; Sordariomycetes; Hypocreales; Cordycipitaceae.